CAUUCGUACUACAGCUGAUUCGGCUGUCAACGAACCAAAUUUACUUGCCUUGAACGAAUAACACGUGCAUUUUUGACCGCUGCAUCUCGCGAAUCUAUUUUUUGCAACUCGUAGCAUUUCCGUUUGGCUGCAAUAGUAAGUUUUUCAAAAUCCCAAUUAACUAAAGAAGCGAAAGAAACCGUAAUAAAUCCAUUCCACACCAUUGAUAAGCCUUUGUGAAUACCUAAAUUACUGCAUAGCACGGCUGAUACCGGCUGGUGCAUGCAUGUUGAUUGAUUCGUUUUUUCUGCAAUAAGCCAAUUGCAAAAGCUAAAGUUUAACAAGUGCAUUCCCAAAGCGUAUAAUUCCUUUCAGAGUGCAAGUGAAAUUUGUGAAAUAGUUUACAAAAUCAAGAAAAUUUUAAGUAAUUGAGAAAUUUAAAUUUCUGUGCAAAGUUUGUAAAAAGUAAUUUGUUAUAUAUCACACACCUCCCUCCCCCCCUUUUGUAGCGCAACAAACUCCAAUAAAAGCAGAGUAUUUAUUAUCCAAAUCAAUUGAUUGUGUGCGCGACAAAAAGUGAGUUGUGAAUAAAAAUAUUAAAAUUAAUGUGUUUUUAAGCAAUAAAUUGAUCAAAUUUGCAUGUGAAAAGAAAUUCAGUCAGAGUCUAUUUAAAAGAAAAUGAUGGAGAAUCGGGUGUUGCGCUACACUUUUUAUAGCCUGACAACUGGCAUAUCGGUAGUGUUGUUGUCGGAAAUUGUAUAUCGUGGCUAUUUGUACGUGCGCGAACGAAUGUGGCGACGCGAUUCAUCUGACGAUGAAGUGAACGAAGUCAUCUGGACGAAUGAGUUGACACAAAGUUGUGCUGCUGGACACACAUUAAAGUACCCGUCCGAACGCAAGAGUCCUACGCAGGAGAAUCCAUCGAAAAGCAUGGUCGAGAAUGGACAUAUUACUAAACUACCAGUCCCCAGUACAAGUCCUACAUGUCAAAAUCGGUUUUGUGCUUCUAACAAUGUCGGCCGUUUAAUAUCGUUAAUUGAUAAAUCAAAACAUACAAUAGAUCUAGCCAUGUAUACGUUCACAUCCUACGAUCUGUCGCAGGCCUUCAUGCGAGCCAUCCGUAGAGGAGUGUCUGUGCGUAUAAUAAGUGACAAAGAAAUGGUAUACUCCAGUGGAUCACAAAUUAUAACAUUGACAAAGGCAGGCGUUGCGGUUCGUUGUCCCAUGACUACAAUGCUAAUGCACCAUAAAUUUUGUCUGUUGGAUGGUCCAAAACGCGCGCGUACGGUUUUGGCCAAUGUUGGAAAAACGUACGAUUCAAAAACUGCCAAGGGUAUCGUCAUGUCUGGCUCACUAAACUGGACGAUGCAGGGCUUUGGCGGUAACUGGGAAAAUAUUGUAAUCAGCUCGAAUAAAGUGUUAUUGGAACAAUUUGAGGAUGAAUUUGAACGUAUGUGGCUAACGUUCGCACCAAAAAUGAGUACUUAAACAUGUAAAACGAAAGGGCUAUUGAAAACACCCGUUAUGGUA
This is a messenger RNA of Anastrepha obliqua, 1509 nucleotides long. RefSeq names its product mitochondrial cardiolipin hydrolase (gene zuc). NCBI's taxonomy places the organism in Eukaryota, Metazoa, Arthropoda, Insecta, Diptera, Tephritidae. Bases 658 to 1467 code for a protein of 269 amino acids. The transcript is spliced from 4 exons. Gene Ontology annotation, molecular function: RNA endonuclease activity producing 5'-phosphomonoesters, hydrolytic mechanism. Gene Ontology annotation, cellular component: mitochondrion. Gene Ontology annotation, biological process: piRNA processing. The record is from RefSeq and is a predicted model, not a curated record.